Messenger RNA from Entelurus aequoreus (snake pipefish), 3288 nucleotides. RefSeq lists its product as uncharacterized. The transcript is spliced from 8 exons. Lineage: Eukaryota; Metazoa; Chordata; Actinopteri; Syngnathiformes; Syngnathidae. Gene Ontology annotation, biological process: proteolysis; DNA integration. The record is from RefSeq and is a predicted model, not a curated record. Gene Ontology annotation, molecular function: aspartic-type endopeptidase activity; nucleic acid binding. Bases 1 to 3288 code for a protein of 1095 amino acids.
AUGGAGUUGACGGCACAGACACCAGGGGGAGAAGAGGAAGCGGUGUCUUCAUCGGCCAUGUCGCCCCAACUCCAGCAACCUGCAUCCCCCGCGGGGACAAAGCUUCCGGAGUUCUGGCAGAGCGACCCGGCAUCAUGGUUCCAGCACAUCGAGGCACUGUUCCACCUGCGAGGAAUCGCCGGCGACGACUCCCGGUAUUACUUGGUCGUAACAGCCCUCGACCAGGAUCUAAUGGACAGUAUGCUGUCGCUGCUGGGCUCCGAGGAGGGCGGGUUCAUUUUCCCGCACCUUUUCUCGCGGCAGCUACCACCUGCGGCCCGUGCGGUGUUGGCUAACUCCGCUUCUCUGGCCUCCGGCGACUACCGGGGCUUGGCUGAAGAAGCUGACCGGGUGCUUCUGGCUUCCAGACGCUCGACGGUGUGUCCCUCCAUGCUCCUUCACGGCCCCGGGAAACUCCAACGCCAGCGUUUAGUAGCAGCUGUGGGCGCCGGCGAAGCAAGUGAGCUGCUCUUCAUCGCUGACUCGUCGUCAAGGAGACGUUUCCUGGUGGACUCCGGUUCGCAAGUCAGCCUGUUACCUGCCACGGACGCGGACAGGGCGACAGGUGGCUGCGGGCCGCUGCUGAAUGCCGCCAACGGCUCGUCGAUCGACACUUUCGGCUCCAGGUUGGUGACUGUGGGCUUUCAUGGACGCAAAUUCCAGUGGGACUUUAUCAUCGCCGCCAUCACGCGUUUGCUGGCGGAUUUUCCGUCAUUAAUCACUCCCGCUUUUUCCACCGCGGACACUAAGCACGGUGUCGAACAUUUCAUUCCCACGGUGGGCCCGCCAGUUUUUGACGCGGCUAAAUCGACCAUUGCUAAAGAGGAGUUUGCUACUAUGGAGCGUUUAGGCAUCGUUAGGCGUUCUAAUAGCCCGUGGGCCUCGCCCUUGCACAUGGUGCCCAAGUCAGACGGUUCCUGGCGGCCUUGUGGGGAUUUUCGCCGCCUUAACAACAUCACAACGCACGACCGCUACCCUAUUCCGCACAUCCAGGACUUUUCGGCGCGCCUGGCUGGCGCCGCCAUUUUCUCGAAGGUAGACUUAGUUCGUGGUUACCACCAGGUGCCGGUGCGUGCCGAGGACGUGCCCAAGACCGCAGUAAUAACCCCGUUUGGGCUUUUUGAGUUCCUGCGUAUGCCUUUUGGCCUGAAGGGGGCAGCACAAACCUUUCAGAGAUUAAUGGACUCAGUUUUGCGCGGCCUCAAUUUUGUGUUUGUUUAUCUGGACGACAUUUUAGUGGCGAGUCCUUCAGCCGAGGAGCACCAGUCACACCUAACACAGGUGUUCACACGUCUUGACGAGCACGGCCUGAUCGUCAAUCCUUCUAAAUGUCAGUUUGGGCUGUCAGAGAUUGAUUUUUUAGGUCACCGUAUUUCGUCGCUGGGUGCGAUCCCUUUGCCUUCAAAAGUGCAAGUGGUGGCAGAUUUUCCUCGCCCCUCCACUGUCAAAGCUCUGCAGGAAUUUUUGGGCAUGAUUAAUUUUUAUAAUCGGUUCCUUCGAGUCCAACCUUUUCAUAGGGCUAUAUCCGCGCUCGCAGAGGCUGCUCUCCUCUCCCACCCUGUUUCCGCGGCGCCCGUGGCUUUGACAACGGACGCGUCUGAUGUCGCCGCGGGCGCUGUGGCGGAGCAGCGGGUGGCGAAUCUCGGUUUAGAUUUUUCGGGAAUGGCCGCUGACCAGCCCGACGACCCCGACAUCCGCGCACUCAAAACUGACGAUACAGCGCUAGUGCUCGAGGAGGUGGUAGUUCAGGAUGGCGGUCCCACCCUCCUCUGCGAUGUUUCCACUGGCCGCCCUCGGCCGGUUGUCCCGGUUGACUGGCGCCGCCGGGUUUUUGACGCAAUACACUCCCUGUCGCACCCUGGCGUUCGGGCUUCCGUCAAGUUGGUUGGUGCCAAGUUUGUUUGGCCUGGCCUUAGGAAGGAUGUUAGGCAGUGGGCAGCCGCAUGCGUGGCAUGUCAGCGCGCCAACGUCCACCGGCACACAAAGGCGGCCCUCGAACCAUUUCCGAUUCCGGUCAGGCGGUUUGACCACGUGCAUGUAGACUUAGUUGGCCCCCUCCCUCCGUCGCAGGGUUAUACACAUUUGCUAACGAUGGUAGAUCGUACCACCAGAUGGCCGGAAGCAGUUCCUCUUUCCUCCACUGCCUCGGUAGACGUUGCUCGCGCGUUUCUGUCAGCCUGGGUUGCACGUUUUGGCACGCCGUCUGAUAUCACCUCGGACAGGGGAUCCCAGUUUGUGUCGGAGCUUUGGUCAGCGUUGGCCCAGUCCUUGGGUGUGCAGGUGCACCGUACUACAGCCUACCAUCCCCAAGCUAACGGCUUAUGUGAACGUUUUCACCGGUCGCUUAAGGCGGCUUUGCGUGCGGCGCUCGUUGAUAGCAAUUGGAUUGACCGUUUACCUUGGGUUAUGCUCGGGUUGCGCUCAGCCCCUAAAGAGGAUCUUGCAGCGGCCCCCGCUGAAUUGGUGUUCGGUCAGCCACUACGCGUUCCGGGGGAAUUUUUACCUGAGGGUUGUACCCCGCGACCGUUUCCCUUUUUGUCGAGGGGGUCCUUGGCUCCCGGCCCGAUUCACCACUGUUUCCCUAAGUCGUUUGUGCCAUCGGAGCUUAAAUCUGCCCAUUUUGUCUUCGUACGUCACGACGCCCACCGUUCGCCCCUCCAACCGCCUUACGAUGGCCCAUUUAGGGUGCUGGAACGCGGUCCUAAAAACUUUGUGCUGGAUAUGAGCAGGCGCAGGGAAUGCGUUUCUCUGGACAGACUUAAACCGGCGCAUUGUGUUGCAGGUGAAGAGAUACUGCCGGGCCAAGUCCCCCGCCGAGGUCGCCCCCCAAAAUCUGUUCGGGUUGAAUGUCUUUCGCCUCUCCCGGACCCUAAUGUUUGUUCUGCUCCACAAGGCACACCCGCUUCGCGGGAUGGACAUUGUAGCCGUUACGGCAGACUCAGACAAAGUUGUCUGGUGGCGGCGGCGAGUAGAGCGCCGCUGCAGCCGGCGAGGCGGGCGACCAAGGAACGGCCACUUUCUUGGCCGUCGGGAAGGCGGACGCAAGUGGCGCCAGAACCACAGCAACCUAAAAGUUCCACGUCUCUGUCCUGGGCGUCGCUGCUGUUGGCUCAAAAAGCGUCCAUGCACGGGCAACAGAGGGCGGCGCUUGCGGCCGGCCAACCGGAGGUCGCGGGGGCGACGAUGCUGGAGACGAGGAGGAUGGCGGCGCAGUGGAAAGGUCCGCCAGAGACGAGGAGGACGAUGUAA